This is a messenger RNA of Penicillium nucicola, 3075 nucleotides long. Its product is annotated as sodium/calcium exchanger protein. Gene Ontology annotation, molecular function: monoatomic cation transmembrane transporter activity. Lineage: Eukaryota; Fungi; Ascomycota; Eurotiomycetes; Eurotiales; Aspergillaceae. The transcript has 2 exons. Gene Ontology annotation, cellular component: membrane. Gene Ontology annotation, biological process: monoatomic cation transport; transmembrane transport; intracellular calcium ion homeostasis. The coding region runs from base 1 to 3075 and encodes 1024 amino acids. The record is from RefSeq and is a predicted model, not a curated record.
AUGAAUCAGCUGCCACCCUUUCUGCAGCUUGCCGUUCGCAAGAAACCUCGAUACUCAACCCGACCAUUCUACACCACGUUGCUUGUGUUCACAGUCCUAGGAACCGCAAGUCUGAUAUUUUCAGGAGCAAAUAGACCAGGUCUUUUUGCUCAGUCGAGUUCCACAGCAGGGAUAGAUCUCCUCAGGCGAGGGGGCGAACCUGAGUGUCGCUCGGUUCGCAAUGUGAAGGAUCAAUGUGCAUUUGUCCGCGCCAACUGUCCCGAUCACGAGGAUGGAUUGAUCUCCUACCUCCAACUCUAUUACUGCACACUGGCGGAUGCGAAAUCGGUGGCCUUCACUAUUUUAAUUCUCUGGCUCGCGCUUCUCUUCAGUACUAUUGGAAUCGCAGCAAGUGAUUUCUUGUGUAUCGAUUUGAGCACAUUGGCCAGUAUUUUGGGAUUGAGCGAGAGCCUGACGGGCGUGACCUUCCUCGCAUUCGGCAACGGAAGUCCCGAUGUGUUCUCUACGUUUGCCGCCAUGCGGUCGAAUAGCGGAAGCUUGGCAAUUGGAGAGUUGAUUGGGGCUGCGACGUUCAUUACCUCGGUUGUCGCGGGCUCUAUGGCUCUGGUUCGGCCGUUCAAAGUCGCGCGUAGAAGUUUUGUCCGCGAUGUGGGCUACUUUGUGGUUGCCGUUACAUUCAGCAUGUUUUUGCUGGCUGAUGGGAAACUUCAUGUAUGGGAGUCGGCUGCGAUGGUAUGCCUAUACGUUUUCUACGUUUUCAUGGUCGUGACCUGGCACUGGUAUUUGGUUCGACAACGCCGAAAGAACGAGAGAGACAUUGCAGCGCGAGCCCAUUUCCACAUACCCGAAAAUCAAGAACUGGAAAUUGAAGAGGCCGAGGAGGAUGAUCCCGGUGUGGCCUCUGAGUCACGGAGUCUACUUCGCGGGGCCUCGACGGAGGAUUUUGAUCUUUUGGAGCGUGCCGAGGCUGUUCCUCUUUGGAAGGAAGAGGAUGACGAAGAUGAUGAAACUCGAAAUCGGUAUCUAGCUGAGAUUCGCGACAACAUGCACGUAUAUCGCCCCAUGCGAUCAAGACGCAACACGAUCAAUCCCAUUCGCCCAAGUCUUGUCGGUGCAUUGGAGUUUCAAUCUGUGCUUAAUGCACUCCAAAAAUCAAGGAAUACUCAUCUCAACCCAACAAUAAGUCUGAGCAGCUAUUCAGAUGAUGGCGAGUCGGAUUUCGAUGCGCGCUCAGUAGCGUCCCAUCCUCGUGUCAGUCGGCCAUCCGCCAACGACCGCCUGUCACCUAAUAGUGCUGCGGGUUCUUCUCGGGUUCGAGCCGUGUCCGCAAAUGAUGCCGACGGCUUGAAGCUGGAUGCCAGUAUCCUGGAGCAUCGCCCAAAGCAAGGCCCUCUUCUAACCGUGAGUGGGCCCUCUUACGAAGAUACUCCCGGGCAAAACGCGAUGCAGGCUCGCCAGCUUCCUCGUAUCGAUACUGGGCUGGCAUUGACAGAAUCCCCUGUGAAUUCUACACUUAACUCGCUGAGUCCAAGCCCGGUUGUUUCAGGUCCCGCGUCCCCAGAUCUUCUCGCUCCCUCGGCUGCUUUUCAAGCUCCCAAUUACCAAGCUACAGGAGCACAUGAGCGUUCCCCAAUGUCAGUAUCCCCCGGUGGUGGCACCGCAAACAGUUAUCACUCCGGCUAUGGUUUAGAGAGCCCUUCAAUGCCUUUCCCGUCCUUUACCGAUUUCCCGACCACUACAUCACGGCCCCCCAGCAUUCGACUCCCCAAUUCCGCAAGUCCUUUGGAACAGCUUCAUGUCCAAGAUGGGUAUGAUGAAAUUGCUCAUGUAGGCCUUUCUUUUCGAAAACUCUCAAGGAAAUUUUGGCCUGACUCGAUUCCCCCUCCCCAGCAGAUUGGUUGUACACUCUUCCCGACCUUGGCAGGCUGGAAAUCUAAGAAUAUCUGGGAGCGCCUUCUGGGCUUGAUUGCAGCCCCCAGUGUUCUGCUACUUACCCUCACGGUCCCAGUGAUUGAGCCUCAAGGUCCCGAGACUGUAGACCCAGACCCACUGCCCUCAGUGAUCAUUCAGGAUGUUGGUGACGGGGAGAACCCUUCCCCGAGAGUGAGACUUCCUGCCGACAGUCCAAUCCUUAUUCCUAUAGAACAUCACCAUGCAGGGUCUGUUUCGAAUGCUCCAACACACCCUCACCGCAAAUCCACACACGGACACAUUGGCCGUCCACGGUGGGACUCGGAACUCCCAGCCGCACCACCGGCAGCCGCAGAUUGUCCCGUCCAGGCAAAGGAUUGGAAUCGCUGGUUGAUUGCAAUCCAGCUCUACACCGGCCCCUUCUUCGCCGUCCUCAUAGCUUGGACAACCGUGGACGAAGACCGCCGACUCCGAAACCUCAUCCUCCCAUCUCUAGUCUCCCUCCUCUUCUCCUCAGUCUGCCUAACAGCCCUGAUCAUAAGCACCCGUCGUCAAAAUAACCCCCGACGCGCAAGUGGAGACGCCUCAUUCCCCUUCCUCCAACAAGAAAUCCAACCAAAACCCCACACCCUGCCAAACCAAUGGCGUCCUUUCCUCUCCCUACUAGGCUUCCUAGUGGCAAUCUCAUGGAUAGCAACAAUAGCCACAGAAGUUGUCGCCCUCCUCAAAACAAUCGGAGUCAUCCUCAACAUCUCAGACUCCCUCCUGGGUCUAACAAUCUUCGCCGUCGGCAAUUCCCUCGGCGACCUGGUCGCCGACAUCACAGUCGCCAAACUCGGAUACCCAGUCAUGGCUCUGAGCGCUUGCUUCGGUGGACCAAUGCUCAACAUUCUCCUGGGCAUCGGCCUGGGUGGUCUGUACAUGACCAUCAACAGCGGGAAUGGCAGACAUGACGAGACUGUCGGGUCCGUGAAGGUUCCUUAUGAUAUUGCUAUUUCCAAGGUUCUCGUGAUCAGUGCCGCCUCGCUACUGGUCAUACUUGUUGCUCUUUUGAUUGUCGUUCCAUUGAACAAGUGGAAGAUGGAUCGGAAGAUUGGCUGGGGUCUUGUUGUUUUCUGGUGUGUCAGUACAUUAGGCAAUGUCAUUGUAGAGCUUUUUGCUUGA